CUCACUCGACCCACCGCGCCCUGGGCGCACGGCGGGUCCCCGGUGGCUGCAGCGACCAGCAGCGACCAGCCACCCGCGGAUGCGCAACGCGUGCCACGAGUCGUCCCCGCACAGCGGCUGCCGGGCCGUCGGGGUGCCUGGACGCCAGGGGCACCAGGCUGCCCAAAUGCGGGCGCCACUCUGCCUGCUGCUGCUCGUCGCCCACACGGUGGAUAUGCUCUCCCUGCACCGGAGGAAGAAGCAAGCAGGCACUGGUCUGGGGGGCAACUGCACGGGCUGUGUCAUAUGCUCUGAGGAGAAUGGCUGUUCCACCUGCCAGCAGAGGCUCUUCCUGUUCAUCCGCCGGGAAGGUAUCCGCCAGUAUGGCAAGUGUGUGCACGACUGUCCCCUCGGCUUCUUUGGAAUCCGCGGCCAGGAGGCCAACAGGUGCAAGAAAUGUGGGGCCACAUGCGAGAGCUGUUUCAGCCAGGACUUCUGUAUCCGGUGCAAACGGCGGUUUCAUCUAUACAAAGGGAAGUGCCUGCCCACCUGUCCUCCAGGCACCUUGACCCACCAGAGUACCCAGGAAUGCCAGGAGGAGUGUGAGCCAAGCCCAUGGGGCGGCUGGAGUCCCUGCAUACACAAUGGGAAGACCUGUGGCUCAGGCUGGGGCCUGGAGACCCGGGUGCGGGAGGCUGGCCCAGCCAAGCAGGAGGAGACAGCCAAAUGCCGAGUGUUAUCUGAGUCAAGGAAAUGUCCUAUAAAGAGGCUCUGCCCAGGAGAGAGAAACCCCAGGCAGAAGAGCAGGAAGGAUCGACGCCAGCGCAAGGACAGGAAGUUGGCUCGCAGGCCGCAGUAGCCUGGCUCACAGCAACCAUCUCCAGCUCCAUCAUGUGGCCG
Phodopus roborovskii (desert hamster) is the source of this 879-nucleotide messenger RNA. RefSeq names its product R-spondin 4 (gene Rspo4). The record is from RefSeq and is a predicted model, not a curated record. The transcript is spliced from 5 exons. Bases 80 to 838 code for a protein of 252 amino acids. Lineage: Eukaryota; Metazoa; Chordata; Mammalia; Rodentia; Cricetidae.